UCUGUAUCUUUCUCACCCCUACAUCAGGUUUUAAGCUUCAGCUCUUUUCAUAAAGUGAUUUGGAAAUUUAAAAGUGAAUCGUAAAGUGUCCACCUUCCAGUCAACACACCGGAAGCAAACUAAUUUAUAGAAAAUAAAAAAGAAGUUAAAAAUUCAUUUUGUGAAUUUUAGUUGUUAUUCUUAAUCCAAUCAGCGACAAGACAAAUUAAAAAAAAUCAAAAUGACAACCUAUUUCAACUACCCAUCAAAGGAAUUGCAAGAAGAGUUGAGCCGUAUUGCCAAGGCUAUUGUUGCCCCUGGCAAAGGUAUUCUUGCCGCUGAUGAGUCCGUUUCUACAAUGGGCAAGCGUCUUCAAGACAUCGGUGUUGAGAACACAGACGAAAACCGUCGUCAAUACCGUCAAUUAUUGUUCUCCACUGACCCAAAAGUAUCUGAAAACAUUUCCGGUGUGAUUUUGUUCCACGAGACCUUGUACCAAAAGGCUGAUGAUGGCACUCCAUUUGUUGAAUUGUUGAAGAAGCGUGGAAUUAUUCCCGGAAUCAAGGUCGACAAAGGUGUUGUCCCAUUGAUGGGAUCUGAAGAUGAGUGCACCACCCAAGGUCUUGAUGACUUGGCUGCUCGUUGUGCUCAAUACAAAAAGGAUGGUUGCGAUUUCGCCAAGUGGCGUUGCGUCUUGAAAAUCGGCAAGAACACUCCAAGCUACCAAUCCAUCUUGGAGAAUGCUAAUGUCUUGGCUCGUUAUGCUUCCAUCUGCCAAUCGCAACGUAUCGUCCCAAUUGUUGAACCUGAGGUACUCCCCGAUGGUGACCAUGAUUUGGAACGUGCCCAAAAAGUUACCGAAACCGUUUUGGCUGCAUGCUACAAAGCUUUGAAUGAUCACCAUGUCUACUUGGAAGGUACAUUGUUGAAGCCAAACAUGGUAACCGCUGGACAAUCAUGCGCCAAGAAGUACACACCCGAUGAAGUUGCGCUCGCAACCGUUUUAGCCCUCCGCAGGACUGUCCCAGCUGCUGUUCCCGGAAUCACCUUCUUGUCUGGUGGUCAGUCUGAAGAAGAAGCAUCCGUUCACUUGAACGCCAUCAACAAAGUACCAUUGUUGAAACCAUGGGCACUUACCUUCUCAUACGGACGUGCCCUUCAAGCAUCUGUACUCCGCGCCUGGGCUGGUAAGAAGGAAAAUAUCGCCGCUGGCCAAACUGAACUCUUGAAACGUGCUAAGGCCAAUUCGCUUGCUUGUCAAGGCAAAUACGAAGCUGGAUCAAUUUCUUCGUUAGCCGGCAACACUUCUUCACAUGUUAAAAAUCAUAUGUACUAGAAAAACAGCAAUACACAAUAAACAUAAUUUAUACGGACUUUUCAACAACUACAAAUUUUGGAUAUAAAAAUAUUAUUAUUCCUAAGACUGACAAAAAAGACUUAAAUAAAAGUCGAUAUAUCCAAAAAAUACUACACUAAUCAUUUUGCAUUCUAAAUUUCUAUUCUAUUUAACAAAAUAUCAAAUUUCUUUAUUUGUAAUUUUUUAGUUUUUGUUUGUUUGUAUGCUUUUUAAUUGUUUGUUUUAUUUUAUGUUUUCUUUUAAUACUUUAAAUUUUAUUUGCUUACCUGUUUUUCUUACACUUCUAUAAAAAUACACCUAAUAUAUUCUUUGC
Eupeodes corollae is the source of this 1649-nucleotide messenger RNA. RefSeq names its product fructose-bisphosphate aldolase. The transcript is spliced from 6 exons. Lineage: Eukaryota; Metazoa; Arthropoda; Insecta; Diptera; Syrphidae. Gene Ontology annotation, biological process: glycolytic process; fructose 1,6-bisphosphate metabolic process. Bases 221 to 1315 code for a protein of 364 amino acids. The record is from RefSeq and is a predicted model, not a curated record. Gene Ontology annotation, molecular function: fructose-bisphosphate aldolase activity. Gene Ontology annotation, cellular component: cytosol.